Messenger RNA from Dentiscutata heterogama, 396 nucleotides. The record is from the annotation of a GenBank genome assembly. NCBI's taxonomy places the organism in Eukaryota, Fungi, Glomeromycota, Glomeromycetes, Diversisporales, Gigasporaceae.
AUGGGGAAAAUCACAUUUAAAGAUAUCAUGACACAAGAUAAAUUUUCUAAACAACGCAUGCUUAAGCUUGAACAACUUAAUAUUAAACAAAAGUUCAAGCUUCAACUGCACAAUCUUGAACAAGAGUACAAUCUUAAACAAGAGUCCAAGCUCCAACAACACAAUCUUGAACAGGAGCACAAUCUUGAACAAGAGUACAAUCUUAAACAAGAGUCCAAGCUCCAACAACACAAUCUUGAACAGGAGCACAAUCUUAAACAAGAGUCCAAACUCCAACAGCACGAUCCUGAACACAAGUUCAAGCUUCAACAGCACAAUCUUGAACAAGAGUUCAAGCUUCAACAGCACAAUCUUGAACAAGAAGCUCGAGAUUCAAGUGUUUCAAACGCCUCCUAA